Messenger RNA from Pseudomyrmex gracilis, 7069 nucleotides. RefSeq names its product fatty acid synthase-like. The transcript is spliced from 19 exons. Gene Ontology annotation, molecular function: fatty acid synthase activity; 3-oxoacyl-[acyl-carrier-protein] synthase activity. The coding region runs from base 199 to 5487 and encodes 1762 amino acids. Lineage: Eukaryota; Metazoa; Arthropoda; Insecta; Hymenoptera; Formicidae. Gene Ontology annotation, biological process: fatty acid biosynthetic process. The record is from RefSeq and is a predicted model, not a curated record.
ACUAUGUAAAUGUACGUGUAUGAUAUGGAUGUAGAAAGAUAGACUAUAUAAAAGAAAAACGAAAAAAUAGUUGCCGUAGUAUCGAAUGUGACAGACGUUCCAUAUAUUUGUGUUAUUUAUGUUGUUUUGUGCUUGUGUUCUUUAAUAACAAUUAAACACAAAAACUAUAAAAUAAUUAAAUGUAUUUGAUGUAUAAUAAUGUCGACAGCAAAAAAGGAAGAUAUGGACAGCAGCAAACAAUUUACUUCACAUAAUAUAAACGAGGAAAUUGUUAUCUCUGGUAUUGCUGGACGAUUUCCUAAAUCUGAUAAUAUGAAACAUUUUCAGGAGAAUCUUUUUAAUGAAAUUGAUCUCUCAUCGGAAGACAAUGAAAGAUGGAAUGCUGCUGAAUUUGACAUGCCUUCUAAAUUCGGCAAGAUCAAUAACAUAAACAAGUUUGACGCACAAUACUUCGACAUUUCUUUUAUCGAAGCAGAGAUACUAGAUCCUAUGACUAGAAUGUUACUGGAACACACUUAUGAAGCAAUUGUAGAUGCUGGAGUUAAUCCUGAAGAAUUACGUGGUACAAAUACUGGAGUAUUUGUAGGUGCAUGUGAUUCCACGACAUUUGAUGCGUUAGCGUACACUAACUAUACCUCUAAAUCGAUAAUGGAACAUGUACAUUUAUCAGCCAAAUUUUGGAUGGCAAACAAGAUUUCUUCUUGGUUAGAUAUUUUUGGACCAUCAUAUGUUGCAGAUACAGCUUGUAGUUCAAGUCUUUUCGCUUUAGCCCAUGCGUAUACAAGGAUACAAAACGGAGACUGUAAUGCGGCCAUUGUAGCUGGUGCCAAUCUGUGUUUACAUCCUUACAUGACACAUCAAUUCUUUCGUCUUGGAGUAUUAUCUCCUGACGGUCGCUGCAGACCUUUUGAUGAAAAAGGCGAUGGUUACAUGCGCAGUGAUACGAUUGCUGUGCUGUUUUUGCAGAAAGCAAAAGAUGCAAGAAGAAUUUAUGCCACGUGUGUUAAUAUUAAAUCUAAUUGCGAUGGUUUCAAAAAAGAAGGUAUCACAUAUCCAUCUUUUGAUAUGCAAAAGGCUGUGCUAGAAGAAGUUUAUGAGGAAUGCAAAAUUGCACCUUCUGAAAUAUUAUAUAUUGAGGCUCAUGGAACUGGUACUCAAGUAGGUGAUCCAGUAGAAAUUAAUGCUAUUGAUCAAGUUUUCUGUAAAAACAGAAAUAAUCCUUUAUUGGUUGGCUCAAUAAAAUCAAAUCUUGGACAUUCGGAACCUGCCAGUGGUAUAUGUCAAAUAGCAAAAGUACUGAUAGCAAUGGAAACUGGUAAGAUUCCAGCAACUCUGCACUACAAAUCACCGCGAAGCAAUCUUUCUGCUAUUAUUGAAGGUAGAAUAAAAAUUGUUACUGAACCUACACCAUGGAAUGGUGGUUAUGUAGGUAUAAGUUCUUUCGGAUUUGGUGGUGCAAACUGUCACGUAUUGUUAAAAUCGAAUCCGAUAGAUAAGAUCAUGAAGCCAGACAAUUUACCUAGACUUGUAACUGUGUCUGGCCGUACCGAGGAAGCUGUUAAAACAAUUCUGGAUGAUGUACAUAAUCGGCCGAUAGAUGUGGAAUAUAUUGCUCUUUUACACUGCACUUAUAAUAAAAAUGUAGAACAUCACCCAUAUAGAGGAUAUACUAUAGUUGGAUCAACAGAAAAUCAUAGAUCAAUUAAGAAGCUGGAAUGUUACUCAAAUAUAAAUAAACAAAUUUGUUUUCUAUUUCCCGGAACAGAUGUCAUAUGGCGUAGCAUAGGCAAAGAAUUAAUGGAACUACCAAUAUUUGUUAAAACAAUUCAGAAAUGUGAUGCAGCACUUAAACCACACGGUAUAUGUGUUACGGAUAUUUUAUUCAACGAAAAAGAAAAUACUUACACUGAUAUUAUAAAAUCAUUCGUAGCAAUCAUUGGUAUUCAGAUUGCAAUAGUGGAUCUCUUAUUACAUAUUGGAAUUGUGCCCGAUUACGUAAUCGGUGAGUCGAUUGGUGAACUUCUGUGCGGAUAUGUGAAUGAACUUUUUACUGUUGAGGAAACAAUUUUAAUAGCGUAUUAUAUGGGUGUUGCAUUUAAAGAAACAAAAGCAGAACAGUGUAAUUAUAACUCUGCUGCUUGUAAUCAAUAUUUAAAACACAUUAGAUCGAAGCACCUAGUAAACUAUCUGAAUCAAAUAGUACCAUGUAAAUCUUUAAAAAGUUAUAAUAAGAAAUGGUUAAAUAUGUUUUUGCCUCGUAAUAAAACAUACAACUCACUUACGCAGUUAUCUACUGCUGAAUAUUAUGCAUACAAUGUAGUAAAUUCAACACCACUUGAGGAACUUUUACCUUUGAUACCAAAAAAUGUGAUAGUUAUUGAAAUAGUGUCGUAUAAUAAUUGGCAGUUUUUUGUAAAUAAUUGUUUGGAUUCAAGCUAUAUUUCAUUAUUUAAACAUGGUCAACGUAACGAUAUAAAUAGUAUUUUAGAGGAAAUUGGAAAUCUUUAUAAUAUUGGAUUUCAACCGCAAAUUGCAAACUUAUAUCCAUCAAUACAGUUUCCAGUCAGUCGUGGAACACCAAUGAUAUCUCCUCUAAUAAAGUGGGAUCAUUCUGAAACCUGGCACAGUGUAACGUUUUACCAUCAGAAGAAACCUGACGUUAGAGAACAAACUGAAAUCAUUACAAUCACGGAUAUACGUUUCGAUUAUAUGGUUGAACAUGUAAUUGACGGAAGAAUUCUGUUACCGGCCUCAGGUUAUCUAUUUUUUAUUUGGAAACUGAUCGCGUCGGUGUUAUGCUGUCAUUAUCAAGAAAUACCGAUUAUAUUCGAAGACGUUAACUUUCUUCGUGCUACUCACUUAUCAAAAGAGACUACAGUUAAACUGAAGUUUUCAAUACAAAAAUACAGUAAUAAAUUCGAGAUUACUGAAGAAGAUACUGUUAUUGUUACUGGAAAAGCAUGGAUUCCAGAUGAUAUUGCAAAUCAUAAAUUACUCACUCAUAUUGUAAAUAAACCUGAACACGAUGUCAACGAAUAUAUGAGUACCAAAGAUAUUUACAAAGAAUUGCGACUUCGUGGGUACCAAUAUUCCGGUGUAUUUCAAGGCCUGGAAAGUGCAUCAAUUACAGCAAAAGUAGGACAUAUAAAGUGGUCAAAAAAUUGGGUAGCGUUUAUCGACAACAUGUUGCAAAUGAAGAUUCUCUCAAUAGAUUCGAGACAUCUUUUUGUACCAAUAAGAAUUCGUAAAGUAGUGAUCGAUCCUAAAUUUCACAGUGAACAAAUACAAAAUACACCCAAUGAAAAAGCGAAAUUUCCUGUACGCAUUUAUGAUUCUCUAGAUGUUGUAAUAUCUGGUGGGAUAGAAAUUCAUGGUUUUUAUGGAGUUAUGUUAGAUAGAAUAUUUAGUAGUACUGAUAUAAAAAGAAAAAUACAUAUUUAUAACUUGUUAAACAAUAUGAUUCAGCGUGGAGCGGUCGUACCACUUGUAAGAAAAGUUUUUGAACAACAUGAGAUAGAAACCGCUUUUAAAUAUAUGGCAGCUGCAAAACAUAUAGGAAAGGUAAUCAUAAAAAUACGUACAGAGAAAGAAGUUGCGGACGCUCCUAUUCUCGCGUAUCCUCAAUAUUUAUGUAAUGAGCAUAAAUCUUAUAUUAUUUUGGGUGGUUUAGGCGGUUUCGGCCUAGAGUUAACCAACUGGUUGAUUGUUCGUGGAGCUCAAAAAAUUAUACUCAUUUCACGAAAUGGUAUAAAGAACGGUUAUCAACAGUCAAGAAUAGAGUUAUGGAAAUCGUAUGGAGUAAAUGUGCAAAUAAUGACAGGCGUUGACGCAUCUACUCAUAACGGUUGUGCUUCUAUUUUACGUUCUGCCAACGAAUUAGGACCAGUGGAUGCUAUAUUUAAUCUCGCAGUUGUGCUAAAAGAUGAUAUUUUCACGAAUCAAACUCCGGAAACAUUUGAAGAAACAUUUCAGUCGAAAGUUCUAGCUACAAGGCAACUGGACAAUUUGUCUAGAAAAAUGUGUCCUUAUCUUCGACAUUUUGUGGUAUUUUCAUCUGUUUCAUGUGGUAAAGGAAAUUUUGGACAAACUAACUACGGUAUGGCCAAUUCGAUAAUGGAAAGAAUCUGCGAAAAAAGAGUGCAAGAUGGAUUACCUGGCAUGGCUAUUCAGUGGGGUGCGAUAGGCGACGUCGGUCUUGUCGCUGACAUGCAACAAAACAAUAAAGAACUAGUUAUCAGUGGAACAUUGCAACAACGAAUAUCAUCUUGUUUAGAAUCACUGAACAAUUUCUUAAUGCAGAAUCGACCGAUUGUAAGCAGUAUGAUUGUAGCUACAAGAUCAAAAGUUUCUGGAGACAUUGUGCAUGUUGUGAUGGACAUAAUGGGAUUGAAAACUUUAAAAGGAGUUGGAGAACAAGUACUCUUGUCUGAACUUGGCAUGGAUUCUAUGAUGGGUUUAGAAAUUAAGCAAACAAUAGAAAGAGAAUUCAAUAUUUUCUUCACAGCCCAAGAAAUUCGAAAUCUCACCUUCGCUAAACUCAAAAAAGUAACUGAAAAAGAUAAAUACGACCAAAAGAAUGUUGAGAAACAACUUGACACAAAUAAUUCGCAACAUGUAAAAGUCUUUAAUAUUUUUCGGUUAAUAUCUGACUUAGAUAUAAUUUCAAACAUUUCUGUAGAACUCUCUACACAACGAGAAGUAGAUAGAAACCAAGUAUUUCUUUUGCCAGGAAUUGAAGGAUUUGCUAACAUAUACAACUCAAUAGCUCCAAAAAUUAAAGCUCCUGCAAUAUGCCUACAACAUAGUUCUAUUAAUAUUCCUGAAUCUGCUCACUCUGUAAUACAAUCAGCCACUGAUCUUUUAUCUCAUAUUUUAUCAAAACUAACAGAUUCUACAGAAUUCGUAAUUGGCGCAUAUUCAUAUGGAUCUCUUAUUGCUAUUGAAAUGGUAAAACAAUUAGAAGCUAAAAACUUUCGAGGACGAUUAGUAUUAAUCGACGGAGCUCCCAAGUACUUAAAAGACAUACAGGAAACAUUCUUCCCUUUUACUAAUAGUCAAGAAUUUCAAAUUUGUGUGUUAAAACACAUAAUAGAUGGUUUUAAUAUACCUGCAUCAGAAUUGAUUAUACCAGAAUUAAAUAAAUAUGCUACUUGGGAAGACAAACUAAAUAGUUUUACAAAAUACAUUACUAGUGAAAUGAUAACUUCUUUCAAACUUUCCAUCGAUUCCAUUAAACUAUUUUGUACAACAAUUUACAAACAUUUAAUUGCUGUUCAAGAAUACGAUACGUCUUCAUUGGUAUCAAUUCAGUCACCUAUAAUACUAUUAAAAGCAACAAAUUUAUUACUUUCUUCGGUAGAAGAAGAUUAUGGUCUAAAUAAGAUAAGCAAAAGUGUACAAAUUCACUACGUAGACAGCAAUCAUGUAUCAAUAAUUAAUAGUGAUCAGGUCGCAGCUGCUAUUAAUGGAGAAAUAAGACAAGAGUAACAAAUAGUUUGUUGUCGAAAUAACAAGAGAAUGUAAAAGCAAUAAGUAAUUUGCUGUCAAUUUAUCAAACACAAACAAUUAUCUGGAAAAGAUAUGCAAAAUUUCUCGAAGAGUGCGCAAUUUAAAAAAAAAAAAAUGUUUAUAUAACAAAUGUUUUAGUGUACACGAAUUUACUGAUGACUAUUUAAUAGAAACUAUGACUCUACUGAUCUCAACAUUAUUGUAACAGUAUCAAAAUUGAUUUAAUUUAAUUUCACGGACUCAAAGCAUAUAAAAAAUAGGUAAAUCUUUUAAAAACAGACAAUUGUUUUCGGGAAAGUUUGUGUGUGUGUGUGGUUUAAAUAAAUUACUUAUUUCUCUUUUUUUGCUGUGGUUUUUUGGGCACACGUUAUACGGAUCGUAACUGAAAUAUUUUUUGUAAAUCGAAAUAAAAUGAAUUUUGAAGAGAAAUUCAUAUGAUGUUGAUUUUCUAGAAACGCGUCCCAACAUACAUAACUAUUUACAAAAGAAUUUCAAAAGAAUUGCAAAGAAUCAAAUUUUAAAAAUUAAAUUAUUAAUCUUAAAAAGUACUUCGAUAGCAACCUGUCUGUGUUUUUGUUGUCAUGGUGCCGAAAACGCUUGAGUUUUCAGCAAACUUAGAACAAGGUGAGUCAGACAUUUCUCUUUGACAUGACACGUAUCAAACAUGUGUUGCCGACAACUUGCUGUGUAUCUGCUGUCAACGAUUUAUCAGUAGCAUAAAAAGCAUAACAUAACAAGUUACCGACAACAUAUGCUGAGUCACACAUUUGAGCAAAAAUACAAUUCACUAGCACAUCGCGUUGUGAUAGAGGAAGUAAUUCGAGAUUUCACUCGAAUUAAUCUUUGAAGAUCUGAUUUAGUUCGCCGAUCAAACUGAUUAACUCGAUGAAAGAUACCGGAAACAAUCCUAAUGGUGAUAGUUUGGAUUUAUACUCGAGACCUUCGUAUUCGCAGUCCUUUCACUCAGUCCGCGAGACCACUUGUUUCUUACUAAAAUGUAAUUGUUUUUAUCUACUUAUUCUGAAAAAAACGGUCAUUUGUUUUCGACAUUUAAUGGGCUACAAGAUAGAAGUAAUAUAUUUCAAGAGGGUUUAACAACCAUACGACAGAAGUACAGACAUCGGUGUCUUGUUACCGUCAUGUUGCUCUUAUGUUGCCGAAAACAAAUGACAAAAGCAAAGAGUUUUCCAUGAGUAGAAGUCAUUUUGUGGACAACGUAAGGAGCAACAGUUGCUUUCCGUUUACUCUAAAUCUGUUAACACAAAAUGACUCAAAUUUGCCUUUGUGUUGUUGAUUACGUAUGACUAUGCAUUACGUUUUCAGCAUAUACACAGUAACUAUUCGAAAACCUUUGCUCAGGCAUUAAGUUACAUGAGUUUGCAAAAAUGCUUGACUAUCAAGGUAAGGCCUCUGAUAAAGUUAGUGUACUGAUUAUUAAUGACUAAAUUAACAUAUCUAUACUAAUGAAUAUGUUAACAUAUCUAAUGCCGCAGCGCUUAUGUAACUUAAGAGGAUGCUGAACCGUCCUGUUUUACCAUAAAAAUAGUAAAAUGUCUGAAUA